UUUAGUUUGGUACUUCUAUCACUCAAAAUUGUCGGGAUGGAUCCGAGUAUUUACGAUCCUAGAUUAUACAUUCAAGGCGGACCGCGAGAAACCGAUUUGUUGGAUGAGCAACCUUACCAUCGGUCUGAAAGUGUUUGGGCGGCAGAUCCGGAACAACUUGACGUAAUCACCCAUCGGUCGCUAUCUCGCUUGCCUAAAUGGGAUGAUCGUAUCGAGCCCUUCAUUGAAAGAGCGCGAUUGCUGAGGGUGCGAAAGUUUGUGGGGAUGGAGAUGGACAACAACCUUCUUACG
Molecule: messenger RNA, 291 nt
Organism: Linum tenue
Lineage: Eukaryota; Viridiplantae; Streptophyta; Magnoliopsida; Malpighiales; Linaceae
Source: the annotation of a GenBank genome assembly